Molecule: messenger RNA, 2095 nt
Organism: Drosophila arizonae
Lineage: Eukaryota; Metazoa; Arthropoda; Insecta; Diptera; Drosophilidae
Gene: FMRFaR
Product: FMRFamide Receptor
Biological process (GO): G protein-coupled receptor signaling pathway
Cellular component (GO): membrane
Molecular function (GO): G protein-coupled receptor activity
Source: RefSeq, a predicted model, not a curated record
ACAACAACAACAACAACAACAACAACGACAACUACUACUCCUGCUACUGCUACUGGGCUAUUAAAAGCUCUGCGCUCUGUGUGAACCAUAAACGGAAAGGCAAGCAAGGAGCUUUCUACGCAAUCUCUCAGUCACCCUCACUCAAUACCGCGUGUGUGUGUGUAUGUGUGAGAGUGUGUGCGAGUGUUCAACGGUCAACGAAUUUAUGUUGCGGCCAGAGUUGUUGCUGGAUAAAAGUUUAAAUGCCAGGAACAGUUGCCAGCUAGCCGCAAAUAGAUCCCAAAUAGAAAACUUUCGAUGAGCGGCGCAACGGAGCGGCUGCUGCUGAGCCUGCAGCAGCCAGGGUCAGGUGUAAUGCCCCCAUCGGCAUCCGGCGACUACGACUGGGCGCCCAUCAGCGACGAUCAGUUCCUGGCCAGUGCGACCGGCCAGCGCAUUGAGGAGACAGCGCGCUAUGAUCUAACGGACUCCGUGGACGGCACUUUGGCCCCGGUGCUGUUCAAUGCGAGCCAGCGAUUGCUGAAUGCCAGCUAUGAGGCGCAGAACGAGAGCGCGGAUCUAGCGUGGCUGCGCGAAUGUGAGCUGGUUUACAAUCCGCAGCUGGAGAAUAAUUGCAUCGAGUUCUGGGUGUGCGGCGUCAUACUCAACAUUGUUGGCGUUCUGGGCAUACUGGGCAAUGUGAUAUCAAUGAUAAUUCUGUCCCGUCCGCAGAUGCGCUCCAGCAUUAACUAUCUGUUGACUGGUCUGGCGCGCUGUGACACGGUGCUAAUUAUUAGCUCCAUGCUGCUGUUUGGCAUACCCUCCAUUUACCCCUACACGGGCCACUUCUUCGGCUACUACAACUUUGUGUACCCGUUCAUAUCGCCGGCGAUGUUCCCCAUCGGCAUGAUCGCCCAGACGGCUAGCAUCUAUAUGACCUUCACCGUCACCCUGGAGCGCUAUGUGGCCGUCUGCCAUCCGCUGCGGGCGCGUGCCCUCUGCACCUAUGGGCGUGCCAAGAUCUACUUCAUAGUGUGCGUCUGCUUUGCGCUCGCCUACAACAUGCCUCGCUUUUGGGAAGUGCUGAAUGUGAGCUACCAGCUGCCCAACACGACCAUCGUGCUGCACUGCAUCAGGCCCUCGGCGCUGAGGCGCAACCCGACCUACAUAAAUAUAUAUAUACACUGGUGCUACCUGAUUGUGAAUAACAUAAUUCCCUUUCUCACGCUGGCCAUACUCAAUUGCCUGAUCUACAUGCAGGUCAAGCGCGCGAAUCGAGAGCGCCAGCGGCUUUCCCGCUCGGAGAAGCGUGAGAUCGGUCUGGCUACGAUGCUAUUGUGCGUGGUGAUUGUGUUCUUCAUGCUCAAUUUCCUGCCGCUGGUGCUGAACAUCUCAGAGGCGUUCUAUAGCGUCGUCGAUCACAAGCUGACGAAAAUCUCCAAUCUGCUGAUCACGAUCAACAGCAGCGUCAACUUUCUCAUUUACAUCAUAUUCGGCGAGAAGUUCAAGCGUAUUUUUUUACUCAUUUUUUUCAAGCGACGCCUGAGUCGUGACCAGCCGGAUCUUAUACACUACGAGAGCUCAAUUUCGAACAACGGCGACGGCACCAUGAACCAUCGCUCAUCCGGCCGCUUCUCACGGCACGGCACGCAGCGGAGCACCACGACAACCUACCUGGUCACCACCGGAGGCAGCAGCUCACUGAACAGCGUUCGGCUCACCCAAGUCUCCGGGUCGCCCGGCCUCCUGCAAAUCAAGCGGAAUCGAGCACCGUCGCCCGGCCCAGUCGUCUACUAUCCAGGUCCACGCGAAAUGCAACGCUCCGUCUCCACCACGAACUCGACGACAAAUAAUAAUACGGCCCUGGGCUACGACUGGACCGUGGAUGGCAAGAAGCUGGGCCACGUCUCCUCGGGCUUCUGAGCUAUCCAUAGUAGUGUACAUAAUGUAGAUGAUAGUUUCCUAGUCACUUAUGUAAAUAUAUACAUACUUCUCUCUAUAUAUGUAUAUACGAUAUAUACUUACUAUAUAUAAACUAAGCGCGCCAAGCGUCGCGUUACUUUGUGAUAAGCGUUAUGUGUUGCUAUGUCCUUCUCUAUACUCCACUUAAAGACAC